Messenger RNA from Klebsormidium nitens, 1435 nucleotides. Lineage: Eukaryota; Viridiplantae; Streptophyta; Klebsormidiophyceae; Klebsormidiales; Klebsormidiaceae. The record is from the annotation of a GenBank genome assembly.
AUCCAGUCGAUGAUUCAACUUGCAGGGUGGCGCCGCCCAGAGGACGUCAUGGCCGGCCACUCGUCCCCCGCUCAAACACCAGCACAGCACUGCUUGCAGGAGCGCCGCCAGGGCGCUCCUGUUUCCUGCUGAGCAACGAAAAAUCAUUGCACCAGCGCUCCUGUGAUCAUGGUCGUCUGGCAAUCACCAUCUUUAGCAGCAUGUCAGGCUCCAUGCGUUACAAUCUCCUUCCUCCGAAGCGUCAAAAGUUCUGAAAGGUCGAUCUGUUUUGGAUUCUGGAGCAAGACUUAUGCUUGUUGCACGCUUGCUUUGCUCUCUUCGCAAACGUCAGACCCCUCCGGCUGCAGCUCCCCAAUGUUCGGCUAUAAAAUGCGGGCCCUUCUCCGCAUUUCUCACAACUCGCAAUUCGCCUUCCAACUUUCUCAGCAUUCCCCAGCUUUCCUCCCAGCUCUCCCAGCUUCCUCUCCCAGCUCCCUGCUCUCCAACGCCCGCUCUCUCAGCCACUUCUCUCGUCCCCAGCAGCAAUGGAGUCCUCCACCCAGGUUUUGGCCCUCGCCUUCCUGAUCCUGCCUGCGGGGAUCGCCAGCGCCUCCCUGCUGAAGAACAGGGUCCAGUACUGGCUCGCCAUCCACAUUGCCCUUCAGGUUGCCGGCUGGGUGCUGUGUACCGUCGGUGUUGCCCUUUCCUACCAGAAGUAUGGAGCUGUGUCCACUGCUGAGGCCACCCUUCUCGGACUUGUCUGGGCCAACCCCCUGAUCGCUGCCGUUCGCCCCCCCAAGGGCAGCAAGAUGUUCCCCGCCUGGUACAAGGGCCACUGGGCCGUUGGUCUGAUCGCCGUCGCUGCCGGCUGGGCUUACCUCGCCUCGGGCCUGAACCAGUUCAAGGGCCUCAGCAACAUGGCUGCCCCUGCCAUCGCUGCAUUCUAAACACCCGGAACUGAUUGAGUGUUGUAACCAUUAGAUGAUUCUCGAAGCUGCUCUUCGAAGAAGUGGUCCUCUAUGUAAAUUAGAAAGUCAGGUUCGUUUGACCUAAACCCAUGUGUUGAGGGAGUAAGUUAAAUAGUUAGCCAAGCUGUGGUUAACCAUUUGCGUCCCAAGUACCCUAAUCGAUGACAGGUCGUUCCGUUCAAAAGUCGAAGCGAAGUAACGAUUGGUCGCACUAUUCAUAGCGAGCGCAAGCAAGCAACGCCUAAAAGCCGCAGUCCGACAAAGAAGAGAACGCUUGCAGUCCGUAGUCCAGAGUGCAGAGUCCAGGUAAACGGCUGGACUUGCACCUUGCUUUCAGUCUUUCGAGCGUCAUUGAACUAAAUAACUACUUUUCUUUCUUAUCUUCAGCAAAAUGCUCUCUCUUCGCCCAAUCUGUCCAUCCUCCGGAAAUCUGACAAUGACUGUGAAUUGUGACGUGACCUUAAUCAUUAUCAUCGGUUAGUUACGCG